Molecule: messenger RNA, 1579 nt
Organism: Lactuca saligna
Lineage: Eukaryota; Viridiplantae; Streptophyta; Magnoliopsida; Asterales; Asteraceae
Source: the annotation of a GenBank genome assembly
AUGGUCUAUUACCUAGAGAAUUUAAAGUCAAAUGCUUCACUUUUAAGUUCUUGGUAUGCCAGACUCGAACCUCUGAACAAUUCUUCUAGAAAUCCAAAAUCAUUAGCAUAUGAUUUGCACAGCCCCUUUUACCGUGGAUGUGGGGUAUACCGUCCAUCUAAAAGUCGAGCAUCAAUUCUGAAGCUACUGAGGACCCGCCAAGGAUUCAAGGAUCAAUUAAGCUUGAUACAUAGCACAAUAGAUUAUAACUAUGUGGCUUCUGUUUGUUCUGAUGCUAUUGGCUUGAAUCUUGACACAACUGUCAUGUUUCCAGAAAGUCCAUUUACUGCUUUUGACAUCAUUAGGUGGUUUGAGGCUGGGUACUUUAGUAUAGAUUUUCAAAUACGUCUUACAAACGCACCAAAUGAUUUGCCAUUUCCCUCACUAGGUGAUGUAAUGCCUCACUGGUGUACAAACGCUCUAACCACUGGAUUUAUUGCUGCAAAAGAAAAUCAAAUCAAGGAGGAAUCAAGUAUAACAAGCACUGAAGUUGAGAAAAGACAAAGGGAUGUCAAUGAUCAAUCAGGUAAGUCAAACUUCACGCAUACCAUGAGGAGAAAUGGAACUGGAUUUCAACAAGGGGGGGCUAGGGAGGCUGAGAAGGGGAUUAGUGAGUCGGUGACAUUUGGUAACAAAGGUGAGGGCAACUUAGACAUGAGUACAUUUCAUGGAAAAGAAGAAAAAAAUUAUCAAGGCAUGUCUUGGUUUACACCUCCAAAUGAUGCCAAUGCAAAAAGUGAACAUUGUUAUAUUCCAAAAAGAAUGAUGCAAACAUGGAAUGGGCACACAAAAGGGGUUUUAGCCAUUAGGUUCCUACUUGAUAACAACCACUUGCUUUUGUUGGCUGGAAUGGAUACCAAGGUCAAGAUUUGGGAAAAAUUUAAUUCAGAUAAGUAUGAGGCAUUAAUGGAGGUUGAUGUUAUUGAUCCCCAUGAAGAUGGCGAUAUUUUACUGGGAAAUAAUGAGAGACAACUGUGGAAGCUGGGGACGCUGCCACCUGGCUUGAUAACGUUUUGGAAACGGGUCUACCCGUUGGAGAGGACAUGGCAUGUACUUGGGCUUGGGUAUAACCCGAGUGUGAGUCACAGGGAGAUUGAAAAAGCAGCUGUCAUUCACUACAACGGGAAUCUGAAGCCGUGGCUGGAAAUAGGGAUUCCAAAGUUUCGAGGCUAUUGGAAUCGCUUUCUCGACUAUGAUCAGGCUUACAUGAGGGACUGCAAUAUGAGCCCAUAAGCAAGUAUAUGUAUGUAGUAGUGCAUAUUCUUUUGUUGUGGUUAAGUGUAUUGAAAAUGUUUCCUCAUUCAUACAUUAUUGUGCUGUAUCUUGUAAAUGAGCAAGAGAUUGAUUGUUUUAGAAGGUUUGUGCUCCGUGUGUGUAUUAGUAAUUUAGUAUAAACAUUUUAGGUUUGAAUUGUUUUGGUGGAUCCUAAGAAAGGAUGAUGGGUAUGUUGUAUUUCCGUAUACCAUUUAUAUAUAUUUCUUUAUAUUCUUAUUGGCUGCAUACAAGGUUUAGUAAUUUACUAUUAUAUUUUCUGUUAUUA